Molecule: messenger RNA, 1465 nt
Organism: Manihot esculenta (cassava)
Lineage: Eukaryota; Viridiplantae; Streptophyta; Magnoliopsida; Malpighiales; Euphorbiaceae
Product: probable carboxylesterase 18
Exons: 1
Coding region: 221-1297 (358 amino acids)
Biological process (GO): pollen tube growth
Molecular function (GO): carboxylic ester hydrolase activity
Source: RefSeq, a predicted model, not a curated record
CCUUAUAUCAUGGAAACAAAAAACAUCAAACAGCCAAGGGUAGGACGGGAGAGGGGAACAGCUAAGCUAAGCUAGUCAAACACUCACAAGUCUCCGCUGAGCAGUCUCCCUUUCUUUUUAUCCUUCACAGUUACUUGCUCCUUUAGGUGGUAGCGACCUGAAAGAAAGAAAGAAAGAAAGAAAGAAAGAAAGACAGAGAGAGAGAGAGAGAGAGCCUGCAAUGGCCAGCAAAACAACACCACCAAAACCAGAUCUUCCGUGGAAAACACGUCUCGUCGUCUCACUCAUUUCAAAUAUUUCGGAUGUCACCCGCCGUUCGGACGGCACCAUAAACCGCCGCCUCUUCAACUUCUUCGACCUCAAGUCACCUCCUUCCCCCACCAAACCAAUCUGUUCCGUGAUCUCCUCCGAUACCACUGUUGACAGCACCCGCAACUUAUGGUUUCGCCUCUACGUCCCAACCGGAAGUACAGCAGAGACAGCACCAGGUUGUUAUGCGAAAGGGCUCAACGGCGAUUCCUUGCCUAACUAUAACACCAGCAAUAAUACUCUUCCCGUGAUGAUUUUCUUCCACGGAGGAGGAUUUUCGUUUCUUAGCGCCGCAAGCAGAUCAUACGACAUGGUUUGCCGCAGAUUCGCGCGGAGAAUCCCUGCCAUCGUUGUCUCCGUCGACUACCGUCUGACCCCUGAACACUGCUUCCCUUGUCAAUAUGAUGACGGUUUUGACGUCCUCAAAUUCCUCGAUGAGAAAAACGCCACUGCGUUGCCAGCCAAUGCGGAUUUAUCCAAAUGUUUCCUUGCCGGAGACAGUGCUGGAGCAAACGUGGCACAUCACGUGGCGGUUAAAGCAUGCCGGACACGUUUUCAGGUCGCUAAGGUUGUUGGAUUAAUAUCUAUACAGCCGUUUUUUGGAGGAGAGGAGAGAACUGAAUCGGAGAUCCGACUUACUGGUUCGCUAUUGGUUUCGGUUCCACGAACAGAUUGGUGUUGGAAGGUGUUCCUGCCGAAAGGGGAGAAUCGGGACCAUUAUGCAGUGAACGUGAGCGGACCUAAUGCAGAGGAUAUUUCAGGUCUGGAUUAUCCAAGAACGUUGGUGUUUGUAGGAGGGUGGGACCCUUUACAGGAUUGGCAAAGGAGGUAUUAUGAAUGGCUAAAAAGAUCUGGAAAAGAGGCCACUCUGGUGGAAUAUCCAAAUAUGAUUCAUGCUUUUUACAUCUUCCCCGAAUUGCCAGAGUCGUCUCAGUUGUUCUCCCAGGUCAGGGAUUUUGUUGUUAGUCAUUUAUGUGGUUGCUCUUGAAAAUUUGAAAUGGCAAAAUAGAUUGCAUAUCCAUCGCUAGGUUUGUACGAUUAUCAAUAAUUAUGCAAUUAAAAUUAAUAUUAAGAUCUUUUGAUCGAUGGAUUUUAACUGUACUGGUCCAAACCUCUUAGAUUUUAAGUAUGGGAGAUAAUUAUAUUAUUAUUAUUA